CCGUAAAGAAAGAUAAGAUCAAAUUACAACGAUGUGAUUACAUAUAAUAGCACACUCCCUUUGAAGACUUGGUGAUCAACUGUCUUUCAAUUUUCAAAAAUGUUGUUACAAGUAGUACUAGCAUUGUUUUUUGUUUCAGUGUACAGUGUUGGUGAUGUUUCUUAUGUUGGUGCAUCGUCUUCUUUAAAUCAUAGGAAACAGUUACAUGUAGUAGGAGAAGAAGUAGAGUCUCUUUUGAAAUGGAAAUCAACCCUCAAGAACCAAUCUGAUUCUUACCUUCAUUCUUGGAAGAGAAGUUCCAACUGCCAAUACAACAAGUCCAUGCAAGUGGCACGGAAUAACUUGUAAUGAUGAUGGAAGUGUCACUGAAUUGAAUUUAACAAGUUCAAAUAUACGAGGUACGUUCCAGAGUUUCAACUUCUCAUCUUUCAUCAAUUGUGUUAGUCUUGACUUUAGCAAGAAUAAACUCUUCGGAUCCAUUCCCUCUCAAAUUGGUAAUCUUUCUAAACUGACAUACCUUGAUCUUUCCGUGAACAAACUUACCGGACAUCUCCCACCAGAAAUAGGAUUCCUUACAAAUAUGAAUUUGUUUAGUAUUUUUCACAAUCACAUUAGUGGUCCUAUCCCUACUUCUAUAUCUAACCUGAGCAACUUACAAACUUUAUACCUUGACCGGAACCGAUUUUCUGGUACCAUACCUCAAGAUAUCGGAAAGUUGAGGUCUCUCAUUGACUUAGCAUUUUCCAAAAACAAUCUCACUGGUUUGAUUCCCACAUCUAUAUGUAACAUGAGCAAUCUAAACUACCUGUAUCUUUUUGGAAAUCAACUGUCUGGUCAGAUUCCUCAAGAAAUUGGAAGGAUGGCAUCUCUUACGGACUUGGAAUUGGCCGCAAACAAUCUUAAUGGUCCAAUUCCCACUUCUAUAAGUAACCUUAGCAACCUAGAUACUCUAUAUCUUUUUGGAAAUAAAUUAUCCGGUAAUGUUCCAGUAGAUAUUGGAAGGCUAGUAUCUCUUAUUGACGUUCAAUUGUCCGUAAACAAUCUCAUUGGUCCAGUUCUUGUUGCCUUGUGCAAUUUGACUAAUCUAAGAUAUCUAGGUGUUUUUAUAAAUCAUUUCUCUGGCACCAUUCCCCAAGAUAUCGGAAGGCUACAAUAUCUUACUGAAUUAGAUUUAGGAACAAACAGUUUCCAUGGUCCAAUCCCCGUUUCUUUAUGCAAUUUGAGCAACUUAAACAUUCUGCGCCUUUUUCAAAACGAACUCUCUGGUCCAAUUCCUCAAGAAAUUGGAAAGCUUGUAUCUUUAACCAACUUAGAAUUGUCCACCACCAAUUUAACCGGUCCAAUCCCUCCUUCUUUAUGUAAUAUCAGCAGCCUAAACACAUUAUUCCUUUUUGAAAAUCAACUUUCUGGAACCAUUCCUAAUGAAAUCGGAAAACUAAGUUCUCUUACUGAUAUUGAGUUGUCGAUAAAUAAUCUUAGUGGUCCAAUCCCUUAUUCUCUAUGCAAUCUUACCAACCUAAAAAUUUUGUACCUUAACCAAAAUCAACUCUCUGGUGUCAUUCCUCGUGAUAUUGGAAGGCUUAGCUCUCUUAUCAGUGUUGCUCUGCAUACAAACAACCUCGUAAGUACGAUCCCUACUUUUUUAUGUAACUCGACAGUUGGAACGUUACCCACCUUGCAAUCAAUCUCUCUAUUUCAUAAUCAACUUACCGGGCCAAUACCUAAACAACUUGGAGAAUGUUCAAAUUUGCUCUACUUGGAUUUGAGGAGAAACAGUUUAAAUGGAAGCAUUCCACUAACCAUUGGAAGCUUGAUUUCGUUACAAAUGCGAUUGGAUCUCAGUCAAAAUGAGUUGAGUGGGGAAAUUCCAUCAGAUUUUGGAAAACUAAACAAACUGGAAAUAUUAAAUUUAUCUCAUAACAAGCUUUCUGGUUCAAUUCCUUCUUCAUUUGUUGAAAUGGUUAGCUUGAACAGCGUCGAUGUUUCGUUUAAUCAGUUGAGUGGUCCUAUUCCAAACAUCAAGGCUUUUGAGAAUGCUCCUUUUGAUGCAUUGAGAAACAACAGUGGUUUGUGUGGUAAUCACUCUGGAGGUUUUAAACCAUGUGGUUCCUUGGUUAUGAACGGAAGGAAAAAAGUGAAACCAAGACUUGUGAUAAUUUUAGUUUCUUUGUUUGGUUCAUUGUUUCUUUCGCUCACAUUUCUUGCUAUCUUUUUUCGCCUGCGAAAAAGACAAGUAGGUAAUAUCGAGCAGGCGGAUCAACUCACAGAUACAAACACAAGAAGAAACAUAUUCUCGGUACAGAAUUACGAUGGGAAACUAGUGUUCGAAGAAAUAAUUGAGGCAACUGAAAAUUUUGACACCAAUUAUUGCAUUGGUGCGGGAGGAUAUGGGAGUGUCUACAAAGCAGAAUUAUCGACUGGUCAGGUUGUUGCUGUGAAGAAGCUUCACUCAUCAGAUGAAGGCUCUGAAGUAAUUGGUCUAAAAUCUUUUGAAAGUGAAGUUCAAGCAUUGACAGAAAUCCGGCAUAAGAACAUCGUAAAACUCUUUGGUUUCUGCUCCAGUGUAGAGCGGAAUAUCUCAUUCUUGAUUUAUGAGUUUGUAGAGAGAGGGAGUUUAAAAAAGAUUUUAUGCGACGGGGAACAAGCGGUAGAGUUUGAUUGGAUAAAGAGGUUAAUAUUCAUCAAGGGAGCAGCUGAUGCACUUUCUUACAUGCACCAUGACUGUAUACCAGCAAUAGUUCAUAGGGACAUAUCUAGCAACAAUGUCUUGUUGGAUUUGGAAUACGAAGCUCGUGUUUCUGAUUUUGGAACUGCAAGGAUAUUAAAGCCUGAUUCAUCUAAUUGGACAUCACUUGCAGGAACAUAUGGAUAUGUUGCUCCAGAACUUGCCUACACAAUGAAGGUAACCGAGAAGUGUGAUGUUUAUAGCUUUGGAGUGCUUGUCCUAGAAGUACUACAUGGGAGACACCCUACUGAGACCAUCGCGUUACUCUCUCCUGCUCUCCUUCCAUCGUUGUCAUCAUCAUCUUCAAGUUCAAAUAUUCCGGGGGAAAAUACAAUGUUGAAAGACAUCUUGGACCAGUGCGUUGGAGCACCAACGAAUGUUAUGAAGAAAGAGAUAAUGCACUUUAUGAAGGUUGGUCUCUCAUGCUUACGUGGUGAUCCACGUACCCGGCCAACAAUGCAACAAGUAUCGAUAGAGCUAUCACUGUCAGCUCAUAGUAGGCCAUCUUUUGGGAAGCCCUUUGAAACCAUUACACUGGGAGACCUACUGAUGGGGGAUUCAUAAGAAUCAUGAUGUGCAACUAAAUUAUCCGCAUACAUUUCACUUGUUUCUUCGGUAGCAUUAUUCAGUUAAGAAUAAUAGAAUAUUGUAUAAUUCUAUUUCAUUCAAUCAAAAUCCAUCUUGUUCUUGCU
Papaver somniferum (opium poppy) is the source of this 3417-nucleotide messenger RNA. Its product is annotated as probable leucine-rich repeat receptor-like protein kinase At1g35710. The transcript is spliced from 2 exons. The coding region runs from base 581 to 3289 and encodes 902 amino acids. Gene Ontology annotation, molecular function: protein binding; protein kinase activity; ATP binding. Lineage: Eukaryota; Viridiplantae; Streptophyta; Magnoliopsida; Ranunculales; Papaveraceae. Gene Ontology annotation, biological process: protein phosphorylation. The record is from RefSeq and is a predicted model, not a curated record.